Messenger RNA from Hydractinia symbiolongicarpus, 1450 nucleotides. RefSeq names its product synaptonemal complex central element protein 2-like. The transcript is spliced from 4 exons. NCBI's taxonomy places the organism in Eukaryota, Metazoa, Cnidaria, Hydrozoa, Anthoathecata, Hydractiniidae. Bases 780 to 1205 code for a protein of 141 amino acids. The record is from RefSeq and is a predicted model, not a curated record. Gene Ontology annotation, biological process: synaptonemal complex assembly. Gene Ontology annotation, cellular component: central element.
AGAAAGUCAAAGGUUCUUAGGUCAGUAAAAGGCAAAAACCAGGAAGUGUUAAUGGUAUCACGCACUUGACUAUAAUAUCCUGCACUUGACAAGAUUUACAGUAAAUAUGUUCUGGCUCCGAGAAACUACUCCGAGAAACAUUCGUUGUGGUUUGCAGUUAAGUUAAUUUUAAAUACUUGAAUCAAAGAAAUUUUAUGUGCUAGAAUAUGUGAAAAGGAAAUUAUAAAAAAGUAUGUCCGUGAAAACCUUGUGGUGGUUAUACCGUAUCAUUUUUAAACAAGAAGAUCUUUUGUUGUUAUAUCUGUAAUGUUUUUUUUUUCUUAGGAAAAUUUUAAAUACCAUGCUUCAGUCCAAAAUUCUUUUUUCAGCUUUCUUCAGUGUAGUUUAUAUGAACUUAUGACCCUUUUUUUUUCUUUCUUUUUUACCCAAUUUUAAUUAUGUUUUAUCAAGUAUACAUAAUGUAAUAAUAUUUCUGUUUAUUGAUAUAUAAAUAAUACUAAUAAGUCAUAAAUCAAAACUCAGAUAAAUGUGUUGAUUCUUUGGAUGUAUCAGGUUUUCACUACACAUAUUUGAUUCAGCCAGUAUAUGUUUAUAUGCAUAUAUAUUACUAUAAUGGUUUUGUUAUGUUACUUGUACGUUUCUCUAGAACGCAAGAUUUACCGGUUAAUAUAUGUCAUGUAGGUGAAAUUUCCGCAAAUUAUAUAUGCGUUUCCUGAAAAGUCGUAUAUACAAGCUUUUCUUUUCAGUGUGUAUAUACAUGUUAGUCACUUCAUCUUUUGAUGGAGAAGAAAAGGAAAUUUAAUGGCGAGGAAGCAAAUAGUGAGACUGCUGUUGGACAUGUCACCGGUUGUGAAGAUGCAGCUGACGAUUCUACCAAUAAAAAACAAGCAAAUUCUAAUGAUGUGUUGUCAUCAGAAAGUUUAGCUAGGCAUGCGCAGUGUAUAAUCGACGAUAUGGAAGUGAAGAGGAAAAACGAUGAGACUUUAAUAGCUGAAUUUCGCAAGACGAUGGAAAUACAGACAGAGAGUUGGUGUCAAGCAUUAGAAAAUACACUUGCGAAGCUAUAUGAGAAGAACAAUGAAGUAUGUCAGGAGAAAUUGCAGCAAUUAUACGCCAUUCUUGGAAGAAUAAAUCAACUCGAACAAGAGAUGGGAGCAUUUAAACAAUCGUUGAAAUUGUUAUACACGGACGUUGAAACCUCAUAGUUAUACUUCUGUGUUUUUUAAUUUACAAUUCUCACUAAAAUAUCCGAAAAGCGGUUUCUGAAUCAAGUCUUGUGUUACGGGAGAAUGUAUGUUAUAAUUUAUCUUUGUAGUAUUGUGACGUCAAAUUUGUAGUUAUAUAUAUUAAUUACUAUAUUUAUAUUUAUGUUUAAGUUAUUUUUGUUAUUGUUUAUAUUUUGUGAAUAUGAAUUUUAAAAGUUGUAAAUAAUUGUUGAAAUUUCAGAUAA